This is a messenger RNA of Lodderomyces parapsilosis, 1452 nucleotides long. RefSeq lists its product as uncharacterized. The coding region runs from base 1 to 1452 and encodes 483 amino acids. Lineage: Eukaryota; Fungi; Ascomycota; Pichiomycetes; Serinales; Debaryomycetaceae. Gene Ontology annotation, biological process: RNA processing. The transcript has a single exon. Gene Ontology annotation, molecular function: ribonuclease III activity. The record is from RefSeq and is a predicted model, not a curated record.
AUGAGAAGAAGCAGGAAUAAGGCUGUACUAAACAACAGUACGCUGGACAUAGCUACAGAAGAUAAUAUUACAAAUACAGACGCAGCUUCUUCUGAUUACCGUCGCCACAUACACACUUCAUCACCCCACCAUCUUCAUCAUUCAAAACAUGCAAUCCUAAUACCCAGCCCAUUGAACGCGUUGCUUCAUUCCGAUAGACACAUAAAGUACCAUUUUUACAACCUCGGUGGUGACUUCAUUAGACUUUCAGCCUACCGUCGUUUCAAGCAACUAUUCCGAGUUGGAGGCGGGUCCUUGAUCAAGGAGAUUGUAUUUGAUUUAUCAACAUUUUUGAAACGCGAGGUAAAUGAUGAGAAAUCGGGUGUUCACUCAGAGUUUAAAAACUAUCUUACUUCGAAUAGCAACAUUUUGAAAAAACGAGAAUCUAGUUGGUGUCUUUGUGAUCAUCAGUUUGGAUUACGAAAUUGGUUAUUCAUUGUGUUUGGAUACAUGUUGCAGAAUUAUAAAGAAGAGGAAGUGCAUGAGUGUUUGGAUGAUGUUAUCAAGAUGUACUUGAAUGCAAGAAAGAAUCGACUUGAUCCUGAUAACGUUAGAAUCAUACGUGACGAGCGUGACAACUUUACAUUGUCUACGUUUCAGAACUACAUCAAUACAGUGGAGAUUCAGGAGGAUUUAUUAUUUGGAGAUAAUGGACCCACUAGAUUUGUCACGAUAUCAUCGGCAUACAACCAGAAAAUUUAUCUUCCACCUUUGCCAAGGCUACAUGAUCGUGAUUUAUUAGUUAAAGCAUUGAUGCACAAGGAAUUUUAUCGAUUAUUGCUAGACCCACGUCACAAUUUUGCUCAAAUUAUGAAGUCUCACAACUAUGAUUUAUCAUUCAGUGAAUAUGGUCUAAUUCGUAAAGAGAUUUCAUUCCUCGAUGGAUUAGGCGAUUUCUUCUUAGCUCAGGAAACUUCAAGACUUAUAUUUGACUUGUGCCGCAAUUCCAACACCACUACCACCACUAACCUCAAUGAGGGCGAUGACACCUCCACACUCGACCCCAAUGUCAGUUCCCAGACGUACAACUUACUCAAAAUGAUUCUUGCUACAAACACUCUCAUGUCAAAAUUAACCAAAUGUUACAACUUAUACCAGGGUCUCAAUGACCCCAUAAUCAACACGCGAAUAGCUGAUGAAUGGAUCCCAUACACCACAACUGGUAAAUUACCACCCGGGAAAGAUGCUAAAGAAGUACGCAUUUAUGAAGAGGAGUUUUUAGGUGAUUUUUUUGAAAGCUAUAUGGCAGCAUUGUUGAUUGAACAGCCCCAGGUUGCCAAAUCAUUCAUUAGAGAAAUAUAUAAACGGUUGAUUUCAAUAAUGACAAAGACAUUGCCUCCUGAAGUGACGUAUCAGAACUGGACUAUGAAUAUCUUGGGAAGAAAUAUUUAUGGUAAUAAAGAAGUUGUUUAG